Molecule: messenger RNA, 390 nt
Organism: Melampsora larici-populina 98AG31
Lineage: Eukaryota; Fungi; Basidiomycota; Pucciniomycetes; Pucciniales; Melampsoraceae
Exons: 4
Biological process (GO): anaphase-promoting complex-dependent catabolic process; protein K11-linked ubiquitination
Cellular component (GO): anaphase-promoting complex
Source: RefSeq, a predicted model, not a curated record
GAUCUAGGAGACCGAGCUGUUUGGUCUGUUUCUAGUGCCAAACCUGGCUUUGGCGUUGCUCAACUCAGAGAUGAUUCUAUUCAUACGUUGUGGCAAUCGGAAGGUCCUCAGCCUCACUUUAUACGGAUCGAAUUCCCCAAAAAGACUGCUGUUUCACGUAUUUCGAUAUUUGUGGAUGUCUCGAUGGAUGACUCCUACACGCCUUGUCGCCUUUCGAUAGCCGUUGGCAGUUUCAAACAAGAUCUACAACAGAUCAAACAACUUGAUUUACGAAACCCACGAGGAUGGCAGGACAUCAAGCUCGGCCACCUGUUCCAGAUCGCGGUUUUGGCCAAUCACCUUAAUGGAAAAGACACCCACAUCAGAGCACUCAAAAUAUUUGGCCCGCGA